Drosophila suzukii is the source of this 604-nucleotide messenger RNA. Its product is annotated as ribonuclease kappa-B. The record is from RefSeq and is a predicted model, not a curated record. NCBI's taxonomy places the organism in Eukaryota, Metazoa, Arthropoda, Insecta, Diptera, Drosophilidae. Gene Ontology annotation, molecular function: RNA endonuclease activity. Gene Ontology annotation, biological process: nucleic acid metabolic process.
UCGAAAGCGAGUGGCACCGGCAGCACCUGAACUUUAUAAUCCGACCACUUUGAUCUAGUACCUCUGAAAUCGCACAAGGUUGUGUAUAUCUAUAGGUCUAGCGGGUCCGACACAUUCCGAUUUUGGUUUCGCUUUCGAAGUCGGCCUAAACUUGGCACCUGUUGCGGUCAGAGCAACACUCGCCUACACUGUCGCACAAAGUUCCGAUCGAAGUGAGUUGAAUAGAAUCGAAAAUGGUCUGUGGCCGAAAGUGCUGUUUGUUCUGCCUGUUUAUGAGCUCGUGGGGCUUCCUGAUGCUGAAUCUUCUGGGAAUUUUUUUCUAUGUCAAAUCUCUGAAUCUGCUGGAGGCCCUGCCCCUGCCUCAUAGCUUCAGAAGUCUGGAGGAGUUUAAGGAGCAGGCGGACGAGGCCUACCAAAAAGUAUCCAUCCGAUGCUUUGUCGCAGCCGUCGUCUAUCUGGGAUUCGUAUUCAUGUCGAUAGUGUUCAUCCGCCGUGACAUCAAGAGGAGGAAGCGGCUCUACAAAGGGGGUGCACCCCGACACCGACGUUGAUCUGUGUUCUCUGUGCGUUUUCUAUUGGUUACUGAAUAAACUAUAUAUUUUCA